Molecule: messenger RNA, 3541 nt
Organism: Plodia interpunctella (Indianmeal moth)
Lineage: Eukaryota; Metazoa; Arthropoda; Insecta; Lepidoptera; Pyralidae
Exons: 8
Coding region: 569-1927 (452 amino acids)
Biological process (GO): protein autoubiquitination
Molecular function (GO): ubiquitin-protein transferase activity
Source: RefSeq, a predicted model, not a curated record
UUACGAGGCAUUCAGUCAAAGAAAGGCGGCGCGCCGGCUAGCGCGCUCGCCCGCCGUCCGGCCGAGCCCCGCAUCGUCGGAACCCCUCAUCAUCACUAAAACGCUGGCCAGAACCCGGUAGAACCCUCGCGUAUGGCCGAAACAUGUCAAUUGAGACUCCCCGUGCGUGAUGCUCGUGUGCUACCUGCCCGUAGUGUCUUCCUUUAGUAUACAGUACGAUUGACUUUGAGUGCAGUUGUUUUGAUGAGGUCCCUGUCCAGUAAUGAAGAAUAUGACUUUAGUGUAAAUAAAUAGCUAUUAAAAAGCAAUAAUCCAAUUACUAACGUAGAAACCCCGUAGUUUAGAACUAGAAGUGCUAUAGACUAGGAUUAAAAUUAUCUUCCAUAGUGAUAUCAGUGUAAAAAUAAAAAUGGUCUCAAAAUCGACAAAAACAUAUUUAUGUACAAUCGUCGUCAAAAGUGUUAUUAAAAUGUCGCACCGCUUACGUUCGAGUAAAUUAAAACUGCAAGUGUAAAGUACUGUCGGCGUGAAAAGUGUUAAGUAGUGUUGGAGAAAUGCUAAAGCCGAAAUGCCGCAGCGCGCUACGCAGUCGAGUUUGAUGCGACCGUUCGUGGUGCUGGCACUGCCCGGGAUGUAUUUGCUGUACAAGUACAAUCAGUACCGUCAGCAGCAAAUGGAGACCGCGCGCCGCCGUGUCACCGAGCGGGAGCUUAUGCACCUUAACACCAAAAUCGACAAAUUGCUCAAUAAGCUGGAAGAGAAUGAGCCCGAACUAGCCUCGUCGCCGGAGGAAGAAUGUGUAAUAUGUGUGAACGCCAAAGCGACAAUGCAGACGUCGCCGUGCGGGCACCGCGUGGUCUGCCGCCGGUGCUUCGUGAAGACCAUCCAGAUGGCCGUCAGCCAGCGCCUGCUGCCGCUGCGCUGCGUCAUCUGCCGCGCCAAGAUACUGCGGCUCAGGCAGGCGCCCCGGCUCGUCACCAGCAAGAGCUGGCAGGUUUCGAGCGGCAGCGGCAAGGCGUGGGGCGUGCCGGGAUCUGUUUCCUCGUACUCCGUGGGAGCGCGGUCGGUGCCUGCCUCAGCUUCCCUGUACUCGGUCACCAGCGGCGAGUCUUGUCUCUCUGGAGUGUCUUCCGUAUCGUCGAACAGCGGUGGAAAUAUCAAUGGCUGCUCCACGAAGCUGUGUGGCGGGGCGAAGUGCGGGGGUGUGUGUUUGGGUGCUGUGCCCCGGGCGUCAACCGCGUCUGCGCCCCCACGACCACGCCAGCCGGCCUCCAACUCACUGAGACGCUCCCAACAUCAUAGCAUGAAGGUCAGGUUACAGGAGUACCAGGUACACAGUUACACGGGCGGACCCGCGGGCGAGCCGUCGGGCCGGCUGCCCCCCAUCCGGGAGUUCCAGAGGGAGUUCCGAGAGGGGCGCCGCGAGAGUGCCGCCGCCGCUUCUACUUCUACUAGGAUAAGAUGUGCACAGAAAAUUGUGACGCAAUUAGAAACGUCGCCACAAAAGAGCAAGCAUUUCUUCCGGCCUCUAAAACCAACAAAUAAAGACGAACCUCCUAGAUCCAGAGAUCAAAGUAAAGAGACUGAACGAAAAAAAGAUAACCCCAAAUCAAAGCCCAAGAAAGAAGAUAACAAAAAGAAAAAAGAAGACGAAAAUAAACCCGAAGAAAAGUCCAAAAAAGACGAAUGUACAGAUAACAGAAAGAAUGAAAUUGCAGAACGCAAGAAAGAAGAAAAACUCAGACUCAAAGCUGAAAAGGAAGCUAAGAAAGAAGCCAAGCAACUAGCUAAAGAAGAGGAAAGACAAGCAAAACUACUCGCGAAAGAAGAAGAAAGACAAGCCAAAUUACUAGCGAAAGAAGAAAAGAAAAAAGCUAAGAAAGAAGCAAAGUUGGCAGCGCAAGCAGAAAAAGAAAAAAAUAAAUAAUAACGUAACAUUUUUACAUUGUAGAAACUCGUAGCCGUCUUACAAAUUAGAUUCGAAAAUUGUUAUUAUUGAAGAAUCAUAAAACCAAUUUUAUUAGUGUACUUAGAAAGUCUCUAUAGUCCAUGUAAAUAUAAACAGUAAGAACUUACUGUUGAAAGUUAUUUUUUUACUUCAAUCGGAUAGUUUAUUUUGUUCGUGCUUUGAUACUAAUAAUUUACAUGAAUUUACUUAUUUACAAACUCUGUUGCGAUUUCUUUCAAAAUUGUUACUUGAAUUAGGAUCGUUGUAUAUAGUUUUAAUGUCAAUGUUAAAAAGAGAAGCAAUCUAAAUACAUAGUUGUUGGGUCAUAGUUGGAACUCUACAAACUGCUAAGACUGAAAGAAUGGGAUAAUGAAAUCAUAUCGUUUUGUAAUUUAAUUGUUUAACAGUAAAUUUAAGAGCUUCGUGCAUACCAGCACCGCCAAAGAAUUUAUUUAUUACAUAGGUACUAAUUUCGUCGUAAUUAGUUUCGUAGGUGAAGCGGAUACCAUUUCGAAAUCGUUUGACAUUUCCUCGCAUGUGUUGUGCUCGAAGACCUUUCCUCGAUUGUUUGUGAUCUCUAUAGUUUAUAACAUAAAAUCUCGAACAGAUACAAGAGGUAAAUACGAUUUCUCACAAUAUCGUCCGAUCGGUACCCUAUGUGACUCAGGAAGAAUGUGGCUUUUAAUAUAAUGUAAUACUACAAUGAUACUGACGAUAUUUGAGAAAACGUGUUUGCCUGUUUUAACAGUUAGAACUCACGAACAAUCGAGGAAAGGUCAUCGAGCAUAUCAUAUACGAGCAAGCGUCAUUUAAUUACGAAUAGAGGAUCCAGGUGAAGCUUUCAUUAGAUUAAGUUAGGAAUUAUUUUCGUAAAUAUAAGUUACAAAAAACUACUCUGUUUAACUUCUGUCGUGAUUGCAAUUGUAAGUGGUCCUGUAUAUUUAUUUAUACUACAAAAUUGUAAAAUAAUAGGCACAUAAUCUAUAAUUUUCUAAUGCUACGCCCACACCGAACUACAAACCCCAACGGAUAUGAGAUCGCUCCCUUCUGGCCCUGUUCAGAUCAUACUGUAAAGUUUACCCUUCGUUGGUUCAGUGUGAACAUAGCUUUAGAGUGUAUUCGAUGAGGUACUUGAUUGGAUGUUUUCCGGCUUUCUUCUAUCAGUUGUACUUUUCCUAAUCCAAUCAUAUGCUAGCACGAUCGAACCUAAAGUAAUUUUGAAAUAAUUGAACUCUAUUUUAUGUUUUUAAACAAUCGGCUUUACAAUGGAGUGCUUUUUCAUGAAUUAUGAUUUUAAAUUAUAACGUGUAUACAGUACAUUAUACAAUAGCUACUUAUUUCGGGACAUAGGUACUUAUAUUACAAAAAAUACACAUACCCCAUACACAAUUAAGUCCAACAUGGAAUAUUUUAACCAAUAAAUUACGCGUAGAAUCAUAUCAGGUUGAAUUAGCAUACAGCUAGCUGUAUAGGUAAGUGUUGACAUUAAUUUUGUAAGAGUUCCACAUGUCGGAAUUUAUUGUCAAUCGUUAGAAUUUCCUGUAAAAUAAAUAACAAUGUUACCAUAAGCCUUAUUUAUUUCACCCAAAAAUC